GUCAUGACCUCCAAUUCCAAUUUAUCCAGCAUGCGACGGUUGGUAGAGCAGCUGAAACUUGAGGCCAGUGUGGAAAGAAUCAAGGUGUCCCAGGCAGCUGCAGACCUGCAGCAGUAUUGUCUGCAGAACGCCAGCAAAGAUGCCCUGCUGGUUGGAGUCUCUACAGGCAGCAACCCGUUCAGGGAGCCCCGCUCCUGUGCUGUGGUGUAA
This is a messenger RNA of Nematolebias whitei (Rio pearlfish), 210 nucleotides long. RefSeq names its product guanine nucleotide binding protein (G protein), gamma 10 (gene gng10). The coding region runs from base 4 to 210 and encodes 68 amino acids. Gene Ontology annotation, cellular component: heterotrimeric G-protein complex. Gene Ontology annotation, biological process: G protein-coupled receptor signaling pathway. The record is from RefSeq and is a predicted model, not a curated record. The transcript has 2 exons. Lineage: Eukaryota; Metazoa; Chordata; Actinopteri; Cyprinodontiformes; Rivulidae. Gene Ontology annotation, molecular function: G-protein beta-subunit binding.